Molecule: messenger RNA, 1440 nt
Organism: Rhipicephalus microplus (southern cattle tick)
Lineage: Eukaryota; Metazoa; Arthropoda; Arachnida; Ixodida; Ixodidae
Product: neprilysin-1
Biological process (GO): protein processing
Cellular component (GO): plasma membrane
Molecular function (GO): metalloendopeptidase activity
Source: RefSeq, a predicted model, not a curated record
AUGGCAAAGCCGACUGCCAAACCGACGCCAAGCGCGCUAACAGAGAAACCGUCGCCACUGGAGCCAUGCACAACGACCGACUGCCGGUCUCUGGCCGACUAUUUACGUCGCCAAGUGGACGCCAACCACGACCCGUGCGUCGACUUCUACGAGUACGCCUGCGGCAACUACCGGGGCGGCUCCGUCUUGCUAGAGCUCGCCCUGGCCGAGAGCGACGAGGUGUGGUUCACGGAACGAGCUUUUCUGAAAGCUAGCGUUAAGGCUUCCUACUACAGAGCUCUCAUUGCGCACUACUCCGGCAGAGGACCCAGCGGACGUGUCAAGGCGCUCGUCUCACAGCUGUCGGCACUUGAAGAUGAAGACGAAUUCGAGCGCAUCAUAGACAAAUACUCGCUGGGUCGCUACACGAGCGACGACGGUGUCUACGUCAACCCCGACGCCCACGCACUUCUCAAGUUGCUUGUGACGCAAGGCAGGGAAGCCGAGUUUCACCGUCUCGUAUCCUGGAGCAUCGUGCGCCAGCUCGCCGGCUUCGGCCGCAGCAGCGAGACGUUCGGCGUGUUGUCUGGCAACGCCGUUUGGUACAAGUGUCUCAUGAAGGUCUCGCAGGUCAUGGAGGCACCGCUCAUGGGAGUACACCUGCUGAAAGGGACGUUCACGAGCCGUGCCCGAGGACUACCUAGCGGAAGUGGACCGCAUCUACUCGCGGCUCAAGACGUCCUACGAGCGUCAGCUGAGGAGCAGCUCGUGGCUCGACGUGCUGUCAAGUUCGCCCUCGACAAGCUGCACGCGAUGCGAUUGGCCAACGGGUUCCCGCACGGCUUGCGAAACGCGCGCGAGAUGGACGCGCGCUACGCCGAAUUCCCCGAGUCGCCGAGUGGCGCCUCCUUCUGGCGCGCCUGGCUCAGCGCGGCACGCAUUGUGAGUCGCCUAGCGGUGACCAGUAACUCGUCGUCGGACAUCGUAUUCACUGCGGGCAGUGGGGCGGCCUUCUACGGGGUGUUGCUCACCGAGGUGUUUGUUCCGGCCAACGUGAUUGGCGGCCCGGUGUUCUACAAGCACGGCCCGGCUGCACACAACUACGGAGUGAUUGGAAUGGUGAGCAAGACGGACAAUCUGAACCACCACUCCUCCGAAAACCUGGCCGAUUUCGUCGGGGCGCUGGUGCCGCACGUGGCGUUCAGCUCUCUUCCCGAACGCCUGCGUCGCGUCACGGUGCCCGGUGACUCCACGCUCAACCUGACCAGCGAGCAGCUGUACUUCGUGUCCCGCUGCAUCAUAGGGUGCACGCGUACCGGCUGGCAGGACUACGACGAGGGCAGUCACGCGGCCGAACGGGCGAGGCGCAAUGUGCCGGCCAUGAACAUGCACAGCUUCGGCGAAGCCUUCAACUGCCCGCCGGGCUCCCGGAUGAACCCCGUGGACAAGUGUGCCUUCUAG